Nezara viridula (southern green stink bug) is the source of this 3984-nucleotide messenger RNA. The record is from the annotation of a GenBank genome assembly. NCBI's taxonomy places the organism in Eukaryota, Metazoa, Arthropoda, Insecta, Hemiptera, Pentatomidae.
AUGAAUUUGAGUUUGAGUAAUUAUGAAAGAGUUCCACCACUGGAUUGUUAUCAACCCUCUGGGAAUCUUUUAGAUUUAGCCGACCGUAUGCUAGAAAAAUUUACUGUAGAAGAUAAUAAUUUACCUCAACUGCUGGACAGACUUCAAAUCACUUGUGAAAGUGGAACAACAUCAAGCGGAACAAAGGAUACUGAUUAUAUUAAUAAUGUGGACUCCAGUUACUUAUCUCAAAUAUCUCAGUUCCGAUUGAUUAAUAAGAUACCACUUCCUCAAGAAAUAUCUGACCAGUUUACCACUCUUGCAGCUGGUUCAUCAGGAGAUACAACUACCAUGGGAAUGUUUCCAGAUAUUAAUAGAGCCUGGAUGGCAGUUGAAAGUGAUAUAUAUUUAUGGAACUUCGAAACAGGAGGGGAUGUGGCAUACUUUGAUGGUUUAAGUGACCCUAUAGUGAGUGUUGGCCUUUUAGCUCCUAGACCUGGAGUUUUUCAAAGUUUUAUUAGUCAUCUUCUUAUUCUUACUACACCUGUAGAAAUAACUGUUCUUGGAGUUAUUUUGGCAUCUUCAAGUGAUCGAAAAGUUGGUGAUGAAUUGCAACUCACACCAGAUACCAUUUACACUUUAUCUACUGAUGGUGUUCCUAUAAGGGUUAUUAAAGGAACAAAGAAUGGACGAAUAUUUCUUGGAGGAAAAGAUGGAAAUCUUUAUGAAUUAGUUUACAGAAAAGAAAUGAGCUGGGGUGGUAAGAGAGCUUGGAAAGUGAAUCAUACCAAGGCUAUUCUGUCGUAUCUUGUUCCAACAUUUGUGUCAGGAGCUUUUUCUGAAGAAGAUCAAAUAACAGAAAUAACGGUCGAUGAAUCCCGAAAUAUUCUUUAUACACUAUCAAUAAGAGGAUCUAUUGAAGUUUUCGAUCUUGGUAGAAAUGGAGAUACAACGUGUAGAGUUGCAUCACUUCAUCAUUCUUUUAUCAACCGAAGUACUGUUGAUCUUAUUAGGAAAUCAUUUUAUUUCAGGAAUAUAACUCCUCCAGAUGUUAGUCGAGUCGUGAGUCUUUGCCCCAUUUCUGAAAAUGAUUCUCCACAUUUUGGAGUUGUGGGUGUUACAGAAAAUGGAAUUCGGUUAUAUUUUACUACAGGAAGCCCACCUAGGCCAUCUACAUUGUCUCUUCUUCAUGCCAGGCUGCCUCCUGGACAUGCUCCUAAUACAUCAAAUGUGAGGAUUGGCAGAGUAGCUAUGGCUAUUCAUAAAUCAGGUACAUUUAUUAUGGUAUCAUCCAUGGGUGACUAUUCUCCUGACCGGUUAUGGUGCUUCACUAUGGAUGGUUUAUCUGCUUUGAAGUUGCCCUUAACAGAAUUUGUCUUUACAAAUCCUCAAAAUGCUUCAAUUGCUAUUGCUGAAUCACGGGAAAAUAUGAGUUUGACAGAUCGAGGAUUACAUGGACACUUUCUAGUUUACCAGCAAAAUUAUCCCCAGGAUAGGUUUAUUAUUUUAAGUCAGCAGGGCACUGAUAUUUAUGAAAAGCUGAGACCUGUUGACAUAUUUGGAGAGCUAAUGCGAGAGAAAGGUGGACCAGACUGUGAAGAAGUAAAACAAUUCUUUGCUCAGCAUGGUUCAGAUCAGGCAUGUGCAAUGGCUCUUAUACUUGCCUGUGACGAAACCAAUCAACAUAUGGCAGAAUGGGCUACACGUGCUUUUUUUCUUUAUGGAGGUGACCCUAAAUAUGUUCUACAAACCAUUCAGCAACCUAUACAACAGCCAACCAUGACCAACCCUCUUCAGCAAAGCAUAAUGCAUCAUACACUACCUUUAGGUUUCAAACCAGGUACCGUCAGUACUCCUUUAGGAGAGAAGCAAGUGCAACCCUCAAGAAGUAUAGAAACUUAUGGAGUAUCAAUGUCAUCCAAACAUAAUGGGCUCUACAUUUUCCUUAGUCGGAUGCUUCGACCAGUUUGGUUAAGAAGAGUUUUAGAUGUCAAUUAUAAUAAAAAACCUAUUUACCUGCCAACUAUUACUUGUGAAGAACUUAGUUUAAAGACAGUUCAACUGUAUGAGCUUCGUUCAUUUCUUGCAAGAUACACCUUAAGCUCAUCAGAUGUUGGUACAAGUUUGCAGCCAGCCAACAAUACAACUGUGGUUUCUCCAAGUGGCCAACGCACUCGUUUGCAGGAAGCGCUCAUUCAAGAAAAGGCCUCACUUGAUGCUUUAAGGAAUUUUGUUGAGCGAAUCACCCAAGUUUUCUCUCUUUGGAAGUUGUUAUGUGAUCAUGAAUUGCCUCUAAUUGUGGAAUCUCUUUCUCCGGAAAGUCAAGAUCAAUUAAUACACAUUACAUUUAGAGAGUUUAUUCUUAAAGGAGAAGAUUUAUGUCAUGAACUUAUCUCAAAAUUAGUCAGUUUGUAUUUGAAUGAUAAUGCUUCUGUCGAUCCAAUUAGUUCAAAACUGAGAGAAGUGUGUCCUCUUCUUUAUAAAAAUGAAGACGCAACAUGUACAAAAGUAAAUGAAAUUCUUCAAAUGGCAUUAGAUGAAGUUGAUGAGGAAGCUAAGUUGAACCUCUUACGAUCAGCGAUUGAUCUUUGUAAAAAUGUAUCACCAAAUGUUGAUAUUGAUUCAGUAUGCAAGAGCUUAGUCAAAUGUGGAUAUUAUGACGGAGUUUUAGAAAUGUGCCAGGAUGUCGCUAGCAAAUCUGAUUCAAAUUCACUGGCUUCAAAGUUUAUAGCUAGAGGUAGGCCUGUAGAAGAUGUCGAAGGAAGUAAGGCAUUUGAAGCCAGACAUAAGGCUUACCAACAAAUAGUUCAUUUAUUAGACUUCCUGUACCAACAGUGCCAAUUGGGAGGCAAUAAUAUUCCCCCUCUCUUUGGAAGUGCUGACUUAUCUUCUCACUCACAAAAACUUUUGGAGGCCACCCUUGAAAAAUGCUUGUCAGUAGAAGAUGAAACUUGUCACAUUGUGGUUUAUGAUUGGCUUGUUAGCCGAGAACUCCAAGCAUCACUUGUUUCAUUAGGUAGACCUUCAGUUGAGAGAUUUCUUUCACGCUAUCCUGUCGAUAGCCCUCUAAGAGAUCUUUUAUGGCAAUAUCAUGAGAAAUCAGGGAAUCAUGCUCCUGCUGCUAAUAUACUGUAUAAGAUUGCUACUGCCCCUGGAGAAUUUAUAACUCUCCAUCAACGAUUAACAUAUCUUGGAAAGGCUGUUAUGUGUAUGCGAAGUGAUGGAGUGGGAUGUGCAUCACAUUUAGGUGUAUUUCUCCAUGAAUUAGAAGAUUUAGUACAUGUUGCUCGAGUGCAGAAACAGAUUUUAGAAAGGAUCACCUCAAUGCCAGAUGUUAGUGACAUAAAUGUACAAGAUGCUUGUAGGAAACUCAAUGCCAAUUUACUUUCAAUCACUGAGCUCUAUGAAUCUUUUGCUGAGCCUUUUGGACUUUGGGAACAGAAACUUGCCAUUUUAGACUGUGCUGGUCAUGAUGAUAAAGAACUCAUAAAUUCUAUUUGGGACAAUAUAAUACUAAAAGAGCUUGAUCAGUGUAAUUCUAGAGAUCCUUCUGGGCAAAUGGUUGUACUAGUAUCAAAAGUUAGAUCAUUAGGCCUUCAGUUUGGUAUACAGUCUCCAUGUUUUCCUAUUGAAUAUCUUGUUUGGCAAUUGGAAUUGAUCAGCUGCAAGCUUGGAGUAGAUAAAUUUCAUGUACACAAUAUCAUGACAUCAUUAGGUGUUCCUUAUUCAACACUUCUGGAUAUCUAUUCAAAGAUGUAUUCAGCAAAUGAUAACUGUUGGCUUGAAUCUGAUAAUGAAUUUCAUUUGAUUCAAGUGAUUGCAAGCUUCUGUGAAUCCUUUAGCGAUAACAAACAGUUGACAACCUCAGCACAAGAAAGAAAAUCAACUGCUGUACUAAUGCAUGACUUGAUUAAUGAAUGUAUAAUUGUUCUUCAUAGCAAAACUGGAUUGGGUGAGCUGGUCGGUUAUCUUAAAAGCAUACAAACUAAAUUGGAAAGAAUCUAG